Prorocentrum cordatum is the source of this 1119-nucleotide messenger RNA. Lineage: Eukaryota; Dinophyceae; Prorocentrales; Prorocentraceae. The record is from the annotation of a GenBank genome assembly.
AUGUCGGGCGUCCAAAUGACGUCUCCCCGAUGCGGCGUCGACUUCUACCAGAGCGACUGGCUGUGGGGCGACGGCCACGCGCUCCUGCACUGCCGGCGGCGCCUCUGGCAGUGCGGCUUCGCCGUGCAGGAGCGCUCCGAGGAGCCCGGCGCGGACGACUCGGGGCCGCCCGCGCUGGUGGUGGAGGCCUUGCUGCCCGAGUUCCCCCUGGGCCCCGAGGCCGAGGCGCUGCUGGCCGACGAGUGGCGCGCCUCGCUGGUGGAGGAGCUCAUGGAGGCCGCGGGCUGCUCCGAGCUCGAGGUCGGGCCCUGGCUGCCAGACGCCGAGCCCGCGGAGGACGGGGCGGGGGGGCCGCGGCGGAGGAGCCGGGAGGUGCACGCGCGCGUGCAGUGCCCGCCGUCGGCGUUCUCCCCGACCUCGACGCGCCUUUCUCCUCUUCGUUCCUCCGUGCGCGUCUGCGUGUCCGUCGUGCGCGAGGGGGUGGACGACGUGCGCUCGAUCCGCUUCAGCUCCUGCUGGCAGCUGCACGACGUGCCGUACGGUGGCUGCUUCCGUGUCCACGACGCACACACCUUGGAGCCCGCCGAGGGUGGAGUGCGGUUUGCCAAGACGGUCCGCGUGGCGUUCCUGGAGCCGACGGCGCUCCGCAGCAUGAUCGAGCGCAGCACCGUCGAGCGCGCCAAGGCUCUCGGCCCGACCCUGGUCGAGAUCAUGAACCAGCGCGCCUCGGGGGGCCCCAGCACGCGCGUGGUGGAGGUGUGGGAGCUGCAGCGGCGCCGCACGCUCUUCCACGACACCUGGGAGGCCCCGUUCCUGCCCCACGACGGCCAGCUGCAGCUGCGGUGGGUGGGCGCGGACUACCAGCGGCACGCGUGGACCCCGGGCACCCUGGCGCAGGAGGAUUGCGCUGGCUCGUCGACGCCACCGCUGGUCGCGCCAGAGGGCUGGGCGGCGCUGGAUGCUGCGUGGAGCGUGGUCGAGUGCCCGGGCCAGGAGCCCGAGGGCUGGCAGUACGCGGUGGACUUCUACCGGGGCGGCGAUCUGUGGGGCUCGCAGCCGGCGCUGUGCCACUGCCGCCGCCGGCUGUGGCGGCGCGAGUUUGCGCUCCAGAGCAGGUAA